Molecule: messenger RNA, 10346 nt
Organism: Hyla sarda
Lineage: Eukaryota; Metazoa; Chordata; Amphibia; Anura; Hylidae
Gene: SLC8A1
Product: solute carrier family 8 member A1
Exons: 8
Coding region: 371-3172 (933 amino acids)
Biological process (GO): calcium ion import across plasma membrane; sodium ion transmembrane transport; cell communication
Cellular component (GO): sarcolemma; axon; postsynapse
Molecular function (GO): calcium:sodium antiporter activity
Source: RefSeq, a predicted model, not a curated record
CACAAUCCAGAGGAAAUCGGAAAAUAUUCCCGAGCAGCCCAGACAGCUGGGGAAAGAAGCACAGGGAGGGGGACACAGGCAGAGCAACUACUCGUGAGGAAAGUGUGUGAGGAGGAGGAUGAGGAGGGCUGCAGCAGUGUGAGUGUGCUGUGUGAGUGUGCUGCCUCCUCUUCUCUAGCUGCGGGCUCUGCAUGGCAUUCUCUGCAACCAUUCGCUCUCUUUCCCCUCUGGUCAAGGCGGCUUCUUCCUGAUCUGGACCUAUAUAAAGGUGGAUGUGAGGGAAGCUCCUGCUGUCACAUCUGUGGCACACACCCUGGACUGUACACAAGAUUACUAGGAAAUUGGAAUUUUGCCACAUUUAGCCAUUACCAUGUCGGGAACAAGGAAAGUAACUAUCUUCCAUCCUGGAUUUUGUCUACUUGUUUUUGUGCCUCUGUUGUGCCAUGUGGGAACUAUAUAUGGUGAAACCACCCCAACCCCUGAAAAUUCAACUCAAGAUCCUUGCACUGGUACCUAUUAUUGUAAAGAAGGGGUAAUUUUACCUAUCUGGGAGCCACAGAACCCUUCAUAUGGGGAUAAAAUUGCAAGAGCUACCGUAUAUUUUGUGGCGAUGGUCUACAUGUUCCUCGGUGUAUCGAUCAUAGCUGAUCGUUUUAUGUCCUCCAUUGAAGUAAUUACAUCGCAAGAAAAGGAAAUAACCAUCAAGAAACCCAAUGGUGAAACUACAAAGACAACAGUGAGGAUAUGGAACGAGACUGUGUCCAACCUGACCCUUAUGGCUCUUGGUUCUUCCGCUCCUGAAAUUCUCCUUUCUGUCAUUGAAGUGUGUGGCCAUAACUUUCAGGCUGGUGACCUUGGUCCUAGCACCAUUGUAGGCAGUGCCGCAUUCAACAUGUUUAUCAUCAUUGCUCUUUGUGUCUAUGUGGUACCUGAUGGAGAAACAAGGAGGAUUAAACAUCUUAGAGUUUUCUUUGUCACCGCAGCCUGGAGCAUAUUUGCCUAUACUUGGCUGUACAUGAUCUUGUCUGUUUUUUCACCUGGUAUCGUUGAAGUCUGGGAAGGUUUGCUCACUUUUUUCUUCUUUCCUAUUUGUGUUUUGUUCGCUUGGGUUGCUGAUAGAAGGUUGUUAUUUUACAAAUAUGUCUAUAAGAGGUACCGAGCUGGAAAGCAGAGGGGAAUGAUCAUUGAAACAGAAGGAGAUAGACCAUCCUCCAAAGCUGAUAUUGAGAUGGAUGGUAAGGCUCUCAACUCCCACACAGAAAACUUCCUUGAUGGCUCUAUAAAUCUUGAAAUUGAUGACAAGGACCAAGACGAUGAGGAGGCAAGAAGAGAUAUGGCUAGGAUUUUGAAGGAACUGAAACAAAAACACCCUGAGAAAGAGAUGGAACAGUUAAUUGAGCUAGCUAACUAUCAAGUUUUGAGCCAGCAGCAAAAAAGUAGAGCAUUUUAUCGUAUCCAAGCUACACGUUUGAUGACUGGGGCAGGCAAUAUUUUAAAAAGGCAUGCUGCAGAUCAAGCAAGGAAAGCUGUCAGUAUGCAUGAGGUUAAUACUGAUGUUAUAGAGAAUGAUCCAGUCAGCAAGAUUUACUUCGAACAAGCAACUUACCAGUGCCUAGAGAACUGUGGAACAGUGGCACUAACAAUUGUUCGUCGGGGUGGUGACUUAACCAACACUGUAUUUGUAGACUUCAGAACAGAAGAUGGCACAGCAAAUGCUGGAUCAGAUUAUGAAUUUACUGAAGGAACAAUUGUGUUCAAGCCUGGUGAGACUCAGAAAGAGAUUAGGGUUGGCAUUAUUGAUGAUGACAUCUUUGAAGAAGAUGAAAAUUUUCUGGUCCAUCUUAGCAAUGUUCGAGUAAACUCUGAAACCACUGAAGCAAAUUUUGAGUCGAAUCACGUAACAUCACUUGCAUGUCUUGGAUCUCCCACGACAGCCACAGUUACCAUCUUUGAUGAUGACCAUGCUGGUAUCUUUACCUUUGAGGAACAGAUUACCCACAUAAGUGAGAGCGUUGGUACAAUGGAAGUGAAGGUUCUGAGAACCUCCGGUGCCCGAGGAGCUGUGAUUGUACCCUAUAAAACAGUUGAGGGCUCAGCAAGAGGUGGUGGAGAAGACUUUGAAGAUACCUGUGGCCAACUAGAGUUCCAAAAUGAUGAGAUUGUCAAAACCAUAUCAGUGAAAAUAAUUGAUGAUGAGGAAUAUGAGAAAAACAAGACCUUCUUCCUAGAGAUUGGGGAACCUCGUCUGGUGGAGAUGAGUGAGAAGAAAGGUGACUUCACUAUUACAGAAGAGAAUGAAGAUAAGGUGACACUCAAUAGUAAAGAAGAGGAGGAGCGACGUAUAGCUGAAAUGGGCCGACCUGUGCUUGGAGAACACACAAAACUUGAAAUCAUUAUUGAAGAAUCAUAUGAAUUCAAGAGCACUGUGGACAAACUUAUUAAGAAGACAAAUCUUGCCCUGGUGGUUGGAACGAACAGCUGGAGAGAGCAAUUUAUCGAAGCCAUUACUGUUAGUGCUGGAGAGGAUGAUGAUGAUGAUGAAUGUGGAGAGGAAAAGCUGCCAUCUUGCUUCGACUAUGUGAUGCAUUUCCUGACCGUCUUCUGGAAAGUUCUUUUUGCUUUUGUCCCACCAACGGAGUACUGGAACGGUUGGGCCUGUUUUAUUGUGUCCAUUUCAAUGAUUGGUCUCCUUACAGGAUUCAUUGGAGAUUUAGCCUCUCAUUUUGGCUGUACUAUUGGCUUGAAGGAUUCUGUUACUGCAGUCGUUUUUGUGGCUUUAGGAACUUCGGUACCAGAUACUUUUGCUAGCAAAGUGGCUGCUAUUCAAGAUCAAUAUGCUGAUGCAUCCAUAGGUAAUGUCACCGGUAGCAACGCUGUGAAUGUUUUCCUGGGAAUUGGCGUAGCAUGGUCCAUUGCUGCCAUUUACCAUACAGCUCGCGGAGAAGUGUUUAGAGUCAACCCUGGCACGCUGGCUUUCUCUGUCACUCUUUUCACCAUCUUUGCAUUCAUAAACGUUGGUGUCCUGCUGUACAGACGACGGCCUGAAAUUGGCGGUGAGCUGGGUGGGCCACGGACUGCCAAGCUUCUUACAUCGGCCCUCUUUACUCUCCUGUGGCUCUUGUACAUUUUCUUCUCAUCUCUGGAAGCCUACUGCCACAUACAGGGCUUCUAAAGAAACACUCCAACAUAGUAAAUAUAUAAAUAUAUAUAAAUAUAUGUAGAAUGAACAGAGGAAAAAAAAAAGAGACAUUGCCAUUUCCACUUACCUGCUGAUGGAAUGCAACUGUAGAAGUAUUCCUUUUAAUGGGUAGGAGCAAGAAUUUAAGGUUUCUUACCCGGGGGCAUCAUGUUGAACUAGGCAUUGAUGCAGGGACAUCUUUGCAACUGUACCUAAAACAGUGUACUAUAAAUGUUUGACUACUUUUAUUUUUGAAAUGACUAAUCUGAAUGCUACUUGGGCCUUUUUGUUAUAAUGUAAAGAUGCCGGAAUUACUAGUAACUAUUUUUUGUUAAUGUUAUUGGGGAGUGAGAGGGGUGAGAGUCUGGAGAAGAAAUCUAACUGAUAUGAAUAUCCAAACCAUACUGAUAAAUGAAUAUCCAAUGUCAAAAGUGAAUUAGCCCAUCUGGCAAACGGAGAAGUAGUUUGCCAACAAGACAUUUGUGGGUUGAAAUGUAUUCUUCUGCAGUGUAACCCAAGGGCAUCUGCCAUGCUCUAUUAGAUUUUUGUUAACAAGAAAUGGGUAAAGAAAAACAACCAAAACUAGUAGCCUUCUCCUCUCCAACUAACUGUUGCAUUGUACCUAGCAUGUGUUCCUCCCUGUUCUAAGUCACCAAACUACAAUGAGUCUUUCCUGUUUGUGUUUUUCCUACAUAAAAAUGACCCUACAAGAAGCCCCACGCUGGUCUAAGCAGUUUGUCUGCUAUUGCUUAGACCACAUCCAGAGCCAUCCAUGCAAGAGUCUUCUGGGCACCUAUCCAUCCAUAAUAACCAUAGUCAUGUCUUGGAAUGUCUUUGUUCUACGUAUACUGCUGUGCAUGAAUGAAAAGUAUUUGUGUAUGCUAUAGCUUAGCGAUUAUCCCAUUAACCAAUGUUGAUUGAAUGUGAAAGACAUGGAUGUACUUUGUUUUGUUUUAUGCUAGCGUUUUUUGGGUUUUUCGUUACUUGUUUUUCUUUUGUAAACUUUAGGGGUUGUUUUGUGUAUUUGGGUAAAAGACAACCUCUGUAAAAUUCUGCAUAGUUCUGUACAAAGUACAGUACAGUAUGGCAGCGUAACAUUAAUGAAGGAUGUGAAAGCCUCUCUAUUUGCAUUGCCCAUUGAAGGGUUUAAUAUGGGCCUCAUGCAGAUAUUUAAAUACCAAAAAUGUGCCUAGGAAAUUAAAGAAUUAUUUAAGGAAGUAUUUAUUAGAAUUUAUAUAUUUUACAGUAAGCAAUAGAGGCUAUGGAUUGCUACUAGUAGGUUAUAUAUAUAGACAUAUCACCUUUCAUUAUCAUAGCACAUUUUCCACAAUGAUUUUUGUUUAAAAAAAACAGUGCCAUUGCCUUGUAGUUAAAACUGGAUCUUUUUUUUAUAGAAUUUAUAAAGGGAAGAAAUAAGUCUGAAGCCCUAAAUAGCCAUCAUACCUAUGCUUCGGUCUCAAUUUUCUUAAAAGAAUUAGGCAGUGUUCUGUAUCAAUCUGUAAUAUCUGAUAUAUAUAUAUAUAUAUAUAUAUAUAUAUAUAUAUAUAUUUAUCAUGCGGCUUACAUACAACAGUAAAUCCAGUUUUUGUUAGUUUAAACGUGUGGCAAUAAAUAGUGCAAAAGUGUGAUUUUGUUGCCAAAAAUUAGGUUAUAAAAUACUAGCACAAUUUCAAGUUUGUAUUGGAUGUGUUCCAAGGAAAGGUUUGUUAUAUCUAUUGAAACCUCCGAUACUGUGCACUGUAACAACCCCAUAAAUUAGUAUGCAUUAUUUAUUAGAAUUUGGAGUGCUCCGGUAACUAUGCAGCUACUUCAAUUGCCAUGAUCAACAUUAACUGGUAACUCGUCUGAAGCUCUUCAUAAAGACUGUUACAGACAAUGUCAAUUGUAAACUUAGAUGACCUUCAAUAUCUUGAGUAGAUUCUUCAUAUGCCACCAUCCUCCAUAGUUAAGCAUCGCGGUCAGCAGCUAUCUUGGGACCUGUGUUAUUUAGAUGAUUGAUCGAUUGGUUGAAUUUGUUGCACAACAAUCAUUGUAAGCUGGAAACUUGAUUAUGAAGCCCCCCAAAUGUCAGUUUAAAGAAGAAAAAAAUUAAGAUUAAAAAAUGCUGGAAGUUGACAGGAGCUUUUUAAUACAAUGGAGUGUGUCUUAACUAGUGUCGAAAGCGACUGCAAGUGCAGGCAAAGUUGGAGAUCAAUACAGUGCGACGUGAGAUAGCCGGAGCUAGACAAUCAAUACAUGCACGUCAGUAAUAAAGAGCCCCAUGACUGGUUCUACUUAUCUGUCAAAGUGAUGUGCUGGUGUUUAACCAAAAUCAUACCUACGCUAACCAGAUGGAUCUUCCAAUCAAUCACGUGCCCUUUGGAUUGGCAGUAUCUAUGACAUUGCUAAGAACAGGCCAUGAUAAGUUGUAAUAAUUGUAACCUGAGGCCAUUAUAUGAUUGGAAAUAUGUUGAUUCCUAAAUAUAAUUUUAGAUGGAGCUUCUGCCACCUUUAAUUCUACUGCAGACCACAAAGUUAGAUCUUCCUAUGAAAAGCUUGAAUGUUACGUCCUAAUUCAGCUAUAUGUGACUACAGCUUAUAUCGCUUUCCGCAAGACUUCUAUAAUGAAUGGUACCUAUGUAAAUUUCUAUUUCCCUAGCAAAAAAGGAAUUCUACCUGUGGCAGCUUUUUACGCACAAGUUUUAAAACCAUAUAAUAAGGUCUAUCAUGUUAAACUGACCGCAUUAAUAAAAUUUUAAUUAAAUUACAUUUUAGAUUUUUUUAUUCAGCUGCAAAUAACUGCCUAAAGGGAGCCUCAUGUAUGAUCACUUGGGCUGACAGGAAGUGGAGGUGCUGACCAUAGGAACCAAUCUGAUUGCUGCUGUUAUUGUCAUACCGGCUCUAAAAAAUUAAAAGCUAAAUUGUGAUUGGUUCCUAUGAACAACACCUAUAGUUCUUGACCGCAUUGGUUUUCAUUCAUGGGGCCCAUUAGAAAGACAAUAUGGCUGAUGCCAUCUUUAGAAUACCACAUCAUUUGUAGUUUUUACACUGAAUGAUAAAUAAGAAAACUAAAUAACAUUAUUAUCUCUAACUAGACAUAUCAUUAAGGUGUUUUAUUAUAUUUAGAGAAACAAAAAGAAUUCAACAGACAAAAUGCAUUGUUUGUCGUGUGUAAAAGAUUCUAGGUGGACAUUUUGAAUUUGUUAGUAUUUUCUUGUAAUAUCACCUAUACAAAAUGUUCAUUUUACACAGAUAAUAAAGCAUUUACUGCAGAGGAAAGAUACUUUGUGACAGACCAAUAGACGCACGAAUUGUAAACAUGCAUUUUUGAUUUUCUAAAAUACGUUAUGUUAAUUUGACAAUAUAUUGGUUCACUUUUUAGUACAGUUUAUGUUUUAUCAAUUAUUUUGUCAGGACACUAGCUGAAAUGGCAGAUAGAUUAUAAGCUAAUUUUUUUUGAAUCAGGACAUUCACAUCAAUUUGGAAAACAAAAAUUGUGCCCCUCAUCUUGGUGCUGGUUUUGCUUUCCCCUACCCCAUGAGCUGCAGCUAUGUUAUCAUCAGUGCUAGAUCGGUUCAGGAAUUAAAACUUAAAGAUCCCUAUAUACAUUAGUCAAAAUCCAGGGGAACCUUCUAUUUUUAGUGCAACUGGCCUAAUGUGUUAGAGGGCUCCCAACAGAAGAGAAAGGCCCGGCAUGUUAAGAGCUUAACUGCAGACUAUUUUUUUUAGGCAAGAGAAGGUAGAUGCUUACCUCCCCUCUUUACAUUCAGAACACAUGAACAUUUGGCUUAGCCAAAUGUUCAUGUGUAUGCGGGGAUCGGUAAAACAAACAUUCAUUCAACGGUUAUUGAAAAUGUAUGGGCAACCUAAAUGUCUUCUAAUUUCUAUCUUUUGACUUGAAGGGAUUGAAGUAGGCACCAGCUUUCUUAUGCAGUUAAAGUAAUGGUAUACUAUUAUUGGACUUGUAUGGACUGGCCAUGUCUAAAGAGAAUAUUUGAUCAUAUUUUAGGAAUUCUCAUACUAAAGAACAUUGUAUUACCCUGAAAGAAUGUUAACAUUUAUAAAAUGAAUACAUUCGCCAUUAGGCCUCUACCCCAGCACCUUUUCUUCUGACAUAAAAGUAUGUUUAUGCCAGCAUAUAUGUAAUAGAGAAAAAAUCCAGAUGGCUGAAAUUCAUACUAGUAAAGAGCUUAUUGUACAAUGCCAAGGAUUUUAAGAUCUCGGCUUGGAAUUUAGUUUAUUUCUUCUGGGUUAAAUAAAAUACAAAAAAUGUAUAAUAACAUACAAAAUGUAUCUUCAUAAAUAUCACCAGAAAUGUGGGUAAUUUGUUGUACAGAUUGUAUUUUAAAUGAGGGAGAAUUUAAUGCAGUAUAUUAUAAUUUAAGAUUUCUGGUAUUAUGAAUUUACUACUUUAAAAUUGAUGCUUUAAAUUUUAAUUAUUAUACAACAGAAACACCAAAUUCUGCACUUUUGUCUGUUUUUUUUCUAUUUGUUUUUCCACUUUUGAGUUAUUUCACUUUUGUCCUUGCAAAUAUUGCAUACAUAUCUUAAAAACACUACUCACUGCUAAUAGCGCAUGCAAAUUUUACCAACAAAAAAAGAAAAAGAAAAAAAAGAAGAAAGAAAAAGGUUGCAUUUCUAAACAAUGAGAAAAGUCAGGGUUUUUAGUUUUUUGCCUUGCUUAGGGUCUGGAAUAAAAUAAAAAGUAUAUAAACAUAUGUAUAUUUAUAUAUAUAUAUAUAUAUAUAUAUAUAUAUAUAUAUAUGUGUGUGUGUGUACUUGGGGUUUCAUGUUUUUGGGUAAUACAGAUUUAAUGAAGGGGAUUAAAGGUUUUAUUUUUUUUCUUUGAAACUUUAUAGUGUGUUUUGUGCACCAAUGUAAGAUUAAGCACGUAUACUGUGAUAAUUGUUUGUGGUUCACGUUCAGAUGACAUCAUCACAAUAUCAAUGGAAACUCUGAGGUUUACCGAAGACAUAUGAUACUGUACAUAUAAUGUAUUAUCGAUUUUCUUUGUCAAUUGGCACUUUUAUUUUUUUGCUUUCAUGCUUAUAAAAAUAAAAACAAAAAAAAAGAAAUUGUUGUGAGAAACAUUUUUCAUAUUGUAUACAGUUGUAAACACUUUACAAGGUUUAUAGCAUCAGGAUUUAAACCAUUAAUUGAGAUUAGGAUAUAAAUGACAUUUCCAGAUUAGUUUUCACAUUACGAUGGUAAAAGGAGAGCAGGAGGAAUUUAUCAAGGGUGUUGUAGGUGAACAAUGUAUCAAAUGUGUUGUAGGUGAACUUCAUAAAUUCAUGACAACUGCAACACGUUAACCAGACUAUGGCAUAGCUACAUGAUUUUAGAAAAAGCACAAUUAAAACUAUUUAAACAACAACUAAGACAAAUUGUGUGACUAUUAAAAACUACAAAAACAGGAUCAAAUCAAUAACAAAUCCCCCCAGUAACCGUUAAACAAAUCUCAAAAAUUUAAGGAAAUUUCUAAAAUAAAAACUCACCUAAUAUAUAAUAGAGUGAGAAAUAAGUUUAAUAGGGUUAUCUAGGGAUAGAAAAACAGAGUUAACUUCUUCCAUAAACAUCACCACAUCUGACCUCAGGUUGUAUGUGGCAAUACAACUUGGCCCCAUUUACUUAAGUGGAACUAUGCUGUCAUACCACAGCCUGAGUUUUUUUUUUUUUUUUAAGAAAUCAGCUCUGUUGUUCUAACCCUAGAUAAUUGAAUAGGUGAUGUAGUACUAAAAUGUUACUUUUAUUUCAUACCAAAUCAAAAGGUCUAAAGAAAGUACCAAGGCCCUAAAACAAUUUUGGUAAUUCUGUAAAUAUGUUUUAAUCUUCUAAAUCUGAGAGAUGUUAAUAGUAAUAAGGAGAGAAUUGGGGUGCAUCCUGGUGCUUACAGAAUCCUAAGGUCAUCUUAAAGGGGUAUUCCAGGCCAAAACUUUUUUUUAUAUAUCAACUGGCUCCGGAAAGUUAAACAGAUUUGUAAAUUACUUCGAUUAAAAAAUCUUAAUUCUUGCAAUAGUUAUUAGCUUCUGAAGUUGAGUUGUUUUUUUCUGUCUAACUGCUUUCUGAUGACUCACGUCCCGGACAUCACAUCAUCAUUGAGCAGUUAGACAGAAAACUUCAAAAGCUAAUAACUAUUGGAAGGAUUAAGAUUUUUUUAAAGAAGUAAUUUACAAAUCUGUUUAACUUUCCGGAGCCAGUUGAUAUAUAAAAAAAGGUUUUUACCUGGAAUACCCCUUUAAUUUAGUUUAGUGGAUCCACUUCAGAUAUGGGUAUUUUAGCCAUAUUUUGCAUGUAAAAUGUGCAGGUAUUACUACUAUAUUAAAGUGACACAAGAUUUCUAACAGAUUUAAGCACAUAGCGGGAGAUUUAUCAAAACCUAUCCAGAGGAAAAGUUGCCCAGUUGCCCAUGGCAGCCAAUCAGAUCACUUCUUUCAUUUUUAACAAGGCCUCUGCAAAAUGAAAGAAGCAAUCUGAUUGGUUGCUAUGUGCAACUAGGCAACUUUUCCUCUGGACGGGUUUUGAUAAAUGUGUCUAAAGGAGGGGCUUUAGAUUCCACACUGGGCAGUACAGAUAAUAACAUGACCUUAUGACGCCCAGUGCACCAGUUAAGUGCACCAGUCAAAAGGACUUAUGCAUGGAACUCAAAUGAAAUUGAAUGGUUGCAUUGGCCAGUGUGGAAUGCGUUGCUUUCGAUUCCCCCUUUUUAUAGUCCAUUCCUAGAUGAAGGGUAAAUCUUAAGCAGAAAUGGUUUGUCAGCCCAGCAUAAAGACUUUGCAAAAACGAAAUCUUUUUUUUCAUGCAGGUCAAAAUUCUACAUUAUUCUUUGAUGUAUAUAUUACUGCACAAAACAUAUUUAUAAAAUUUAAGAAACAUAAAGGAGGGCUAUAGACAGUCCCUGUAAGAUAUAUGCUUAAAGGGGUACUCCAGUGGAAAAUUAACUGGUGCCAGAGAGUUAAACAGAUUUGUAAAUUACUUCUAUUAAAAAAUUCUUAAUCCUUCCAGUACUUAUUAGUGGCUGUAUACUACAGAGGAAAUUAUUUUCUUUUGGGAUUUCUUUUCUGUCAUGACCACAGUGCUCUCUGCUGAUACCACUGUCUAUUUUAGAAACUGUCCAGAGCAGCAUAUGUUUUCUAUUGGUAUUUUCUCCUAUUCUGGACAGUUCCUAACAUGGACAGAGGUGUCAGCAGAG